CCACCAGGUCCACCACCACCUGCACCCCUCUCCCCCCGACCCCAUCCACCCACCAAACCACCCAGGUCCACCAUUUCUCUGACCUUCAAUCGCGUACCCCUUUAUCCAAUUCACACACACACACACUACACAUACAACACCCGGUCAGAACACACACAUAAUUCACACACACACACACACUACACAUACAACACCCAGUCAAGAACACACACAUAAUUCACACACUGAAGCCCGACCGCUUCUGCUAUAAACUGGAAGCGAAUAAAUCACCACCCACAACGCAUGAAUUUUAGGGGAAUUUAAUUAAGAUUUAAGUCCUAUUCAAGUCACAUUGGCAGGCAGUGGAAUCUGGUGUGAAGAGCAUGGGGAGUGGGGUAGAGAUGAGGAAGAACCAGACUUUGAUAUGUGCACCACUAAUGGCCGACUCGGUGGAUCAAGUGGUGGUGUUGAUGCACACUGCAAAGUUAAAGGGAGCUGAUAUCGUGGAAAUUAGGUUGGAUCACUUGAAGAGCUUUAAUGGUCGUGCCGAUAUUGAGAAGUUAAUUAGAGAGUGCCCGUUGCCCACUCUCUUUACUUACAGACCUAUUUGGGAAGGUGGUCAGUACGAUGGUGAUGAAAAUAGUCGCUUCAAUGCACUUCGACUAGCCAUGGAGUUGGGAGCUGAUCACAUUGACAUUGAGCUCAAGGCUGCUCAUGAAUUCAACAAUUUUAUUCGUGGAAACAAGCCCGAAAAGUGCAAAGUUAUAGUUUCUUCACACAAUUAUGACAAUACUCCUUCGGCUGAGGAUCUGGGAAACCUUGUUGCCAGAAUACAAGCAGCUGGAGCAGACAUAGUUAAAUUUGCUACAACAGCAUUAGACAUCACAGAUGUAGUGAGAGUUUUUCAGAUAAUGGUUCAUUCCCAAUAUAUUAAUCUUCAGAUACCAAUUAUUGCCAUGGUUAUGGGAGAGAGAGGAUUGAUAUCGAGGAUACUAUGUCCUAAAUUUGGUGGAUACCUCACAUUCGGUACUCUGGAACCAGGGAAGGUGUCUGCUCCUGGGCAGCCGACAAUUGACGAGUUGGUUAACAUUUUCAAUCUUAGAUUGAUUGAUACUGAUACAAGGGUAUUUGGUAUCAUUGGGAAGCCAGUCAGUCACAGUAAAUCACCCAAAUUAUACAAUGCAGCUUUCAAAGCAGCUGGCUUCAAUGGAGUAUAUGUACAUUUGUUGGUCGAUGACGUUCCAAAAUUCUUUGAGACCUAUUCCUCCACAGAUUUUUCUGGUUUCAGCAUUACCAUUCCUCAUAAGGAAGUGGCUCUUGCCCUUUGUGAUGAAGUUGAUCCCACUGCCAAGGCAAUAGGGGCGGUAAAUUGCGUCAUCAGGCGACCAACUGAUGGACAUCUGUUCGGUUGUAAUACUGACUACAUUGGUGCAAUUUCUGCAAUUGAAGAUGGCCUACUAGGUUCACAUCAUGGACCCACUGGUGCUGGGUCACCCUUGGCUGGUAAACUGUUUGUUGUCAUUGGUGCUGGUGGUGCAGGAAAGGCACUUGCUUAUGGCGCAAAAAGAAAGGGAGCAAAAGUUGUGAUUGCUAACCGUACCUAUGAUCGAGCUAGAGAACUUGCUGAGAUUGUUGGAGGGCAGGCUUUGUCUCUUGCUGAGCUAGGUGAUUUCCAUCCAGAGUCCGGAAUGAUACUUGCAAACACAACUUCUAUUGGGAUGCAACCGAAGGUUGAAGAGACGCCUGUUCCCAAGGAAGCCUUGAGACAUUACAAGCUCGUUUUUGAUGCUGUUUACACUCCCAAAAUCACCCGACUCUUGCGGGAAGCUGAAGAAAUGGGAGCCAAAAUCGUCACAGGAGUCGAGAUGUUCAUCGGACAGGCAUACGAACAAUAUGAAAGGUUUACUGGUUUGCCAGCUCCGAAGCAACUAUUUAAGGACAUUGUGAAUUGACGACAAGGCUUCCUUUGCUCCUCCUGUUAAUUAUUCCACAUCGAGAGCAAAUCAUUUCUUUGGAGGCUCACAAAUUCAAUGAUUUUCCUCCAAGAGACUAUACGUCGGUCGUCUAAUGUAAUGUAUCCGGUCGGAACUGAAUUUGUCGAUCGACUUCAAGUAAGGCUCUUUUUGUUGUAUCAUCAUUCUUUUUGUUCUUCCACCCACGGAACAUGGAUUGUAACAUGAACAUUAGUGAUUAUAUCAUGAGCUUUGGUUUUGAGUAUGAAACAUCAUACUUGAGUUUAAUUUGAUUGUCCAUGGAAUCGAGUUCGAAUUGAGUCAAAUACGAAUUGAGUCGGAGUUA
Messenger RNA from Sesamum indicum (sesame), 2277 nucleotides. It is a transcript of the gene MEE32, whose product is annotated as dehydroquinate dehydratase, putative / shikimate dehydrogenase. Gene Ontology annotation, molecular function: shikimate 3-dehydrogenase (NADP+) activity; 3-dehydroquinate dehydratase activity. The record is from RefSeq and is a predicted model, not a curated record. Lineage: Eukaryota; Viridiplantae; Streptophyta; Magnoliopsida; Lamiales; Pedaliaceae. Gene Ontology annotation, biological process: shikimate metabolic process; chorismate biosynthetic process.